AAAUUCGCCAGCUUCCAGUUCCAAGUUCAAACUGUUUUUUUAUGUUCUCUUCUUUGUGUUCUCUGCACUAGUUGCAAGAAAAUGGCGGAUGAAAUCAGAUUCUUCGAACUAAACACGGGAGCUAAGAUCCCCUCUGUUGGGCUCGGCACUUAUGCUGUUACUAGAAAUACUGUCGCUACUGCCGUCAAGGUUGGGUAUAGACACCUAGAUUGCGCUUCUAUCUAUGGCAAUGAGAAGGAGAUUGGUUUUGCUUUAAAGGAGUUAUUUGAUGAUGGUGUAGUAAAGCGUGAGGACUUAUUUAUCACCUCCAAGCUCUGGUGCACCCAUCACUUGCCUGAGGAUGUACCAGAGGCUUUAAAUAAAACUUUGGAAGACUUGCAGCUUGACUAUGUUGAUCUCUACCUGAUACACUGGCCAAUCAGUUUGAAAAAGGUUUCGGUUGGAGUUCUGCCCGAAAACUUAACUCAACCUGACAUAUCCGGUACAUGGAGAGCAAUGGAAGCACUGUAUGAUUCUGGUAAGGCUCGGGCUGUUGGUGUGAGUAAUUUCUCUGCGAAGAAGCUCGGAGAUCUGUUGGAAGUAGCACACGUAGUUCCUGCCGUCAAUCAAGUGGAACUUCACCCUGUAUGGCAGCAGCCUAAGCUGCAUGAAUAUUGUCAUUCCAAGGGAAUUCACUUGUCUGGAUAUUCACCAUUGGGUAGCCAAGCUGGAGAAAAUAUGAGGAGAAAAGUUCAGGAAAACCCGGUUCUUAAAAUGGUCGCAGAGCGAUUGGGGAAAUCUCCGGCACAAGUGGCUCUCCGUUGGGGACUUCAAAGGGGCCACAGUGUACUGCCUAAGAGCAAUAGUGAGGCAAGGCUGAAGGAAAACCUUGAUGUUUUUAACUGGUCUAUCCCAGACGAUCUGUUUGCCAAGUUUUCUGAAAUCGAGCAGGAGAAGCUAAUUAGAGGCAGUAAUUUUGUACACCCGACUUAUGGUGCAUACAGGACCACUGAAGAACUCUGGGAUGGUGAAAUCUGAGUCGACAUGCUACUAACUUUCAGUGAUUAUGUCUACCUGCAUGUAACUGAAUCUAAGACAUUAGUAUCAUUAAUGCAUAUAUUAUAUGGGGGUAUUUAGAGCGGACUCGUUGUAAACGAUAAUGAAAUUCAUCACUUCAUGGUGAGUUUGCUUUGCUAAUUGCAACUUUGGGUCAUUGAAAGUGAGACUCAGCUAAAAA
Molecule: messenger RNA, 1216 nt
Organism: Gossypium raimondii (Peruvian cotton)
Lineage: Eukaryota; Viridiplantae; Streptophyta; Magnoliopsida; Malvales; Malvaceae
Product: aldo-keto reductase family 4 member C8
Exons: 7
Coding region: 82-1017 (311 amino acids)
Cellular component (GO): cytosol
Molecular function (GO): aldose reductase (NADPH) activity
Source: RefSeq, a predicted model, not a curated record